UAAGUGGGGAUAUCUGAAACAUGAGACGCGCGUUCUGUUCCGAAAGCGACCGCACAGGGACCUCAUCUGGAAACGAGGCCCACCCCUCCAGACAUCCUAGGAACCGGAGUGGGUCACACAGUAGCCAGGAGGAAGGAGAGGGAAUAAAGUCAAGGGCAGGGGAGGAGGUGGCGGCGGUGCGAGGAGGUUGCCCUGCUCCAGCUCGACUCCACUUCGGGGGUCGCUCGGGUUCCCCUCCCCACCUCACCCCACCCCGACCCCGGUUCCUGGGCGAAGGCAGCGAACAGCCCGGAGCAAGGGCCAGCCUCCGGAAGGCCCCUCCCCUGGCCCGCCGCCGGCCCGCCUCUCCAUCUCCCAGAUAAAUGACUCGAGUGUCCUCCUCAUCCAACUCCUCUCCGCCUUCCCUCUCACCCUCCGAAGGCAGGCGAGGGCGGCAGGGCGAGGAGGGGAGCCGAGGCGCGGCGGGCGCACCCUCCCCAUUCCCUUGCCCCCUCCUUCCCAGGGGUUGCCGGAGGCCAGCAUGUCCACGGGCUCCCUGAGCGAUUCGGAAGACCUGCCCGAGGUGGAGAUGCUGGAAUGCGACGAGGGCCUGACGAUGGAUGGCUCUUCCCGGCUCCGUCGGCCGCCGCCGCCACCCCCUCCUCCCCGGCGCGGCCCGUCCCACGAGGCGAGCCAUGAAGAGGGCUCCGCCGGCGAGCUGGGCUCCCCUCCGCCGGGGAGAGGCGGCGCGCCCGCCGCGGGCAAGAGGAAGAAGGUUCCCGGCAAGAAGAGCCCGCUGAGCGGCCUGGGCCAAGAGGGCAAGCAGGUCCAGCGGCACGCGGCCAACGCCCGCGAGCGGGCUCGCAUGCGGGUCCUGAGCAAAGCCUUCUCCCGCCUGAAGACCACCUUGCCCUGGGUGCCGCCGGACACCAAGCUCUCCAAGCUAGACACCCUCCGUCUGGCCUCCAGCUACAUCGCCCACCUGCGGCAGAUCCUGGCCAGCGACAAGUACGAGAACGGCUACAUCCACCCCGUCAACCUGACUUGGCCCUUUAUGGUUGCUGGCAAACCAGAGAAUGAGCUGAAAGAAACAGUGAACACAACUCGGUUGUGUGGUCCUACAGCAUCCUGACCCAAGAUUUUCAAGCACAGGGAUACCAGCCUUCUGUGUGUAUAUGCAGGUGUUUCUGCCUGUGUGUGUGUACAUGCAUGCGUGUGCAUACUUGUGUAUGUGAAUGGUGGUGGUGAAUUAAGAAGGAGCCAACCACAUUGCUUCCCCAUGAAAAAACACUAAAUCUGAAGAGGAGAGCAAAUGCACCACGCCAAAGGCGGCGGGGGGGGGGGGGAAGGCUGGCAUCCCAAAGAGCAUAUAUUUAACUUUAUUAACUUGUAUAUAUUUGAAUAUCCUGCAACAACGCCUUGCUGGUUCAAGUGCUGUUCUCUGAUCCCACCAGACUUUGCCACUGUCAGUUUUUGUGUGCCCUUCCUUGUGAAAGACGGCGAUUCCUAGAAUCAAUUAUUCUGAUAGUCACAUCUCUCUCAAAGAAUUCACAUUAAAGAUAUUCUAUGGAUAUAUUUUCUUCAGACAGAUUUUGCUAUAUUUUGUGUGAAUAAAAACCUGGUCCUUAAGAGGAAAAGAAACAAAAAUAACACAUAUAGUAGUGUGGGUUUCUUUGAAUUUGUUAAAAAAUGUUUUUUGUUUUUGUUUUGUUGAACAGGACCAUAUUAUUGGCUCACCUAGAAAUCUUAAGACAGCACAAUGCAUCACAAUGCAAAACUAUUUGACCCUGGGUUAUGAAUUGUUUAUUUUCUUAAUUAAGAAGAGGUAGAUUGUGUCCUUUGGGAGAAGGUGCGUUGUUUGGAGGACUAGAAAAACAGUGUGCCUUAUUCGGAAGAAGGAAGGAAGGAAGAAAGAAACAAAGAAAGAUUUUUUAAAUCAAAUAUGUAAUAAGAGAGCUUUAAUUGGGAAGUGGGUACGUUAUGACAUCAGCGGUGGAAUAGAAUAUUUUAUGAAGUUAGCUCAAUCCAGAAACUGAUCAAGGCAGAGGAACUGGAUUUUGAAACAUUUUCACUACUAAUACUUUUAACAGCAGAAUCCUAUGCAUAUUUACCAGGUAAUUGCAUAUAGAAUUAUAGCCUAAGACUAGGAUUUAUCAGUUGUGAACAUAGUUAAUGUGAAAUUGGAUGUGGAAGACAGCCGGUUUUCAAUUGCCUUACAUUCCAGAUAUAAUAUAGGUGUAUUUUUGCAAGAGAUGAGAACUACGUCUUUUAGUAUAUGAUGUGUCCUUCCUGAAUGUUGCCAGUGCACGGCUGAAAGUGGAAGAGAACCACAUGGAGGUAAGCACCAUAUCUUUCAGUGGCAUUGCCUUGAAACGAAGUGUUUGUAGGAUUAAACAAUUUGAUUCCUACAUGGAAAAAAGCCUCGUGAUUUCAGAAGAAUGAACUGCCAAGUAUGUCUCUAGAAUUAGGUUGUCGGUGUCAUUGAUCGUAAACACCUUUAUUUGAAAAUAAGUUCCAUUUUCAUGCACAUAAAGUAUUUAGGACUGGGGUGAAACUUGGGGGGAAAGUGCUAUCAAAUUUACAUUCCAACAUCCUUGCUUAGCUGUGUUGUAGAUCUCCCUUUAUAUAGUUGGGUUGCUUUUCAUAAACCAGUAAUGAUAGAAGGUAUCCAGUUACGCUGUCUGCAUGCUGCCUGAAGGGAUCUGUCAGCAGAAUGAGGGAGGGAAGCAAUUUUUAAUAAUUCUCCACCCCCCUGUAGCUCUCCAUGUUCCCCUAAAUCUUCUCGGAAGGGUCUCCAAACAAUCCAGACCAAUGGGUGGCAGUGAGACUUUGGAGGAUGCAGUCAUUAGUCAUUUAAGGUCAAUAAAUGAUUGAUUGGAGAGAAAUAAUACAUUAUCCCAACAUCCACUGAGGGCACCUUCUUAAUGAUGUUAUCUGUGCAUCUGGUUUAUACAACAAGGCCAAUGAAAAUAGGUGGUUUUGGUGGCUAGUUUCCCCUUCCCCAAACCUUGACACAUACACACCCAAUCCAAUUUCAAGCACCUUUAGGAAGUGUUGUAAGACCUACCUGGAUGGGAUAGCCUUUAAAACUCAGGAAAAGGACAGAAUUUCAAUAAAUUUGAUGAAAACUUACUCUGUUUUGCUGGGAUGCAUGCAUUUGCUUACUCUGUUGUCAGCCUGGUGUGGAUUAGGUUGAAUGGGCCAUACAUCUGCCUAACGUUAUAAUUUAUUUUUGGUAAGCAUUGACACAUUCCUGGUCAGCUGCUACUCCAAAUUCUCUUCAGUCCGAGGAUCACUGAAGUCUGUAAAGAGAGGGUCCCAUACUCUUGCUUUCUAUCAGAGAUGUGCCUCAUUUUGUUGUCUGCCAGAGUGAUAACUAGAAUGAAGGGGCAGAUGUUGCAUCACAGUUUUUUUUUGGGGGGGAAGAGGUGUCAGAAUUUUCUAGAAUCAGGGUCAAUAACACAUAUGUGUAUCAAAUCUGUGGCUGUGAGCACAUUAGUCACAGUAAAGCGUUUCCAUUGGCCACACCUGGUGGGGCAACGAGUUGAUCUGCUGAUCAGUUGUGAAAUCUGUUUGAAGGUGAAUUUUUUAAAAAAACACUCAAGCUCAGGUUUUACAGUAAAAAGGGGCGGGGUUUGACUAGUGUAGUGUGCCCCCAUUUUCAGAAGAGAGAGGUGGAGAUGCACCAGAACCAGC
Rhineura floridana is the source of this 3675-nucleotide messenger RNA. RefSeq names its product transcription factor 21 (gene TCF21). The transcript is spliced from 2 exons. Gene Ontology annotation, biological process: developmental process; regulation of transcription by RNA polymerase II. Bases 521 to 1111 code for a protein of 196 amino acids. Gene Ontology annotation, molecular function: DNA-binding transcription factor activity, RNA polymerase II-specific; protein dimerization activity; RNA polymerase II transcription regulatory region sequence-specific DNA binding. The record is from RefSeq and is a predicted model, not a curated record. NCBI's taxonomy places the organism in Eukaryota, Metazoa, Chordata, Lepidosauria, Squamata, Rhineuridae.